AUGACUCUGGGGUUUGAGAUCUAUACAGCACAUUACUUAGGUACUGAUCUGUUAGAGGAUCCUCUCAUCUGGCUGUCUGGGAAAAAUAAAAACAGCACCAAUUACACCUGCAGAAGAGACAGCAAAGCUUUAGCAGGACUCACAGGAACCUCAAGCACAUCUGUUCCAAUCGGGACACUGCUGGACCUCUACCAACUUCCACAGUUCACUUAUGGGGAUUUUGAUCCUCUCCUGAGUGAUCAUGGAAAGUUUGGGACUGUCUAUCAGAUGGCAGCCAAAGACUCAGAUCUAGCCCUGGCCAUGGUCUCUUUGAUGCUUCAUUUCGGCUGGACCUGGGUGGGACUGUUCAUCACUGAAGACAACUAUGGUGUGUGGUUCCUCUCAGAAUUGAGAGAAGAGAUGGGCAACAGUAGAGUCUGUUUUGCCUUUGAGAACAUGAUCCCUUACAAUGCCUUUACAGAUUACUCAGAUGAUCUAUCCACAUAUUGCCAGCUAAUGGACUCAUCAACCAAUGUGAUUAUCUUUUAUGGGGACAGUAAAUUUCUACUAAGCUUUAUUGUUAAAUUUGGGCACAUUUUAAUUACAAGGAAAGUGUGGGUCAUGAACUCACCCUAUGAUGACAUCACCAUUGGUACCUUGUCAAAUAACUUAGGAAAUAAUUCCCUCCUUAGGUCAUGGAUUCAGUCUGUUUAUAGCCUACUGAUUAAGUCUGACUGCAGAGACUUGGGGCACUGCUCAUACAAUGGCACACUCCAUUGGUUGCUGAGGUAUAUUUUUGACAUGACCAUGUCAGAAGAGAAUUACAACAUCUAUAAUGCUGUGUGUGCCUUGGCCCACGCCCUCCACCAGAUGUUUCUUUGUCACAUGGAGGAGCCACUAGGGCACAAUGGUCAAUCAAGGGCAUUUCUCUCUUCACAGAAGAUCCAAUUUACCAAUCCUGUUGGAGACCAAGUGGUUUUGAAUGAGGAAAGGAAAUUGGAGGCAGAAUAUGACAUUAAGAGCUUUUGGAAUUUUCCAGAAGGUCUGGGACAAAGGGUGAAAGUUGGCGAGUUUUCUCCAUCUAGGCCAUAUGGUCAACAACUGAUUUUGUUUGAAAAUCUGAUAGAGUGGCCCAUAGGAAUUACCAAGACUCCUCAGUCUGUCUGCACUGAGAACUGUGGUUCUGGAUACAGGAAGGCCUCUGUGGAAGGAAAUGCUACCUGUUGCUUUGACUGCAUUCUUUGUCCAGAGAAUGAGAUUUCUAAUGCAGACAGUGAUUCUCACUCCUCAUCAGACAUGGAGCAGUGUGUCAGGUGUGCAGAUCAUCAAUUUGCCAACACCCAGAGAAACCACUGCCUCAUGAAAACUGAGGGCUUCCUGGCUUAUGAAGACUCCUUGGGCCUGUCCCUGGUCUGCAUGGCUCUCUGCUGCUCUGCACUAACAGCUUCUGUUCUUGGGGGGUUUAUCAAGCACCAAGACACCCCUAUUGUCAAGGCCAAUAACCAGGCACUCAGCUACAUCCUGCUCAUCUCCCUCACCUGCUGCUUCCUCUGCUCCUUGCUCUUCCUUGGCCGUCCCAACACAGCCACCUGCAUCCUGCAGCACACCACAUUCGCAGUGGUCUUCACCGUGGCUGUCUCCACGGUCCCAGCAAAGAUCAUCACUGUGCUUCUGGCCUUCACACUCACUGAUCCAGGGAGAAGCAUGAGACUGUGGCUGUUGUUCGGGGCUCCUAACCUCAUCAUCACCAUCUGCACUCUCAUCCAAGUGACUCUCUGUGGUCUCUGGCUGGGAAUCUCUCCUCCUUUUGUGGACAUAGAUGCACACUCUGAACAUGGCCACAUCAUCAUCCUGUGCAACAUGAGCUCUCUCACCGCUUUCUUCUCUGUCCUGGGAUACCUGGGUGCCCUGGCCCUGGCCAGCUUCACUGUGGCUUUUCUGGUCAGGAACCUGCCUGACACCUUCAAUGAGGCCAAGUUCCUGACCUUCAGCAUGCUGAUGUUCUGCAGUAUGUGGCUCACCUUCCUGCCUGUCUACCAUAGCACCAAGGUGAAGGUCAUGGUGGCCGUGGAGGUCUUCAUCUUGGCCCCCAGUGGAGGCCUCCUGAGCUGCAUCUUUGCCCCCAAGUGUUACAUCGUCUUGAUAAGACCUGAGAGAAAUUCACUGCACAGGUGUAGGGAGAGUACAACUGAAAGAAAUAAAUCUUAA
Messenger RNA from Dipodomys spectabilis (banner-tailed kangaroo rat), 2187 nucleotides. Its product is annotated as vomeronasal type-2 receptor 116-like. Gene Ontology annotation, biological process: G protein-coupled receptor signaling pathway. The transcript is spliced from 6 exons. The record is from RefSeq and is a predicted model, not a curated record. Gene Ontology annotation, molecular function: G protein-coupled receptor activity. Gene Ontology annotation, cellular component: membrane. Bases 1 to 2187 code for a protein of 728 amino acids. NCBI's taxonomy places the organism in Eukaryota, Metazoa, Chordata, Mammalia, Rodentia, Heteromyidae.